Messenger RNA from Caenorhabditis remanei, 354 nucleotides. RefSeq lists its product as uncharacterized. The record is from RefSeq and is a predicted model, not a curated record. The coding region runs from base 1 to 354 and encodes 117 amino acids. Lineage: Eukaryota; Metazoa; Nematoda; Chromadorea; Rhabditida; Rhabditidae. The transcript has 4 exons.
AUGAGAACAUUGUGCCAGUUUGAAUCCGAUACCAAGGCAACCUGUACAGCAUCAGAACAAAUAUUUCCAAUGAAGGAUUUUCCUCAUCCGAUAUGGCGAGGAACCGGAGAGGAAUGGAACGGUUCCUUCAAUCUGGCAGUCUCGACGGUGGUCUUGUUCGAUUUGGCGUGGACACUCAGAAUUCGAAGUCAGUCGACACAUCGGAAAGCUCUCAAAAAUACACAAACGUCACCGCUAAAACUGUGGGAGAAGGUCGCCGGACGAAGUGCCAAACGUGCAAAUGAAGUGGCGACGUGGGAAGAUGGACUCCACGAGUUGGAGCAUUUCAUCGGCGACGUGCUCGAAAGCGUGUAA